AGAGAAAUUAAGGCAGACUUGUUCUCUCCUUAAAGUACCUGUAAAUGAAGAAUAAAGAUAACUUAACCUGAAAUUAAAGAUGAACCACAUUGAACCAGGAGUUCUGCAGUACUGCUUUGGAUUCAGACAUGUUUUUUUUUCUUGAGAUUUGGAAAACUCACUUGAUUUGUUGGUCCUGUUCUUCAAGUGAUGGCAUGAAAAUAAUGCUAUUUCAAGCACUGCAAGAACUGGUUAGGGUUAGGUUUUUUCCAGCCUACAACGGGGAAGCAGGAAGGAGCACAAGAAAAGGCAAGCACUGACACUAUGUUCGCUAUGAAGGCACCGAUAGGAUUGCAUCUCCUGUCCUAAGAGCUAGAAAAGCUAUAGACUGCUCUGGCUGAGGGUAUGCAUGCAUAAUCCUGUGCAGCACAGUCACAGAGGAUGAACCACAACACCUGCUCCUUGUACCCUGCAGCUCUUUUAAACAUGCAUAAAAAUUGUAUGUUGAGUGCUCGGCUGGAGCAGACUCUUGCAAACACCUGUAGUUUUACCAGAGGAAAACAAUUUUAAUCACUCAAUCACUGGACACGUGUGGUCUCUUCAUGUAUCAUUGCACAGAAAAACUUUUUGUACGUACUUUGUGGUGCAUUGUACUACAGUUCACUAUAGCCAAAAAGACUGUUCUUUUUUCAUAAAUCUUUGCGAUAUAUAAAUGUGUAUACAAUAUACAUAUAAAAACACACAAAUACACGUUUCUGUAAAUAUCUAUUUGCUACAGGUCUAACAAACUAAAGUCUAAGUUUGAACAUAGAUAUAUAAACAUACAGAGGGAUGUGUUUUUUUUUUUUAUACUUUUAUGGAGUAAAGGGUGGAAUGAAUUAAUUGAAGGGGAUUUUAUAAUAUGUUAAACUUAGUAUUAAAUAUAGACAAGGACUUCUAAACCAAGUUUUUAGAAUAGAAUUUUUAUAAUAUAUUCAUAAGAAUGACAGUUCUUGACAGGUAGCAAAUCAUUAACUGUGUCACGUGGUUUCCAAAUGAUUUUAGUUUCAGUUUGUGUUGUAUCAGUAAGCCCUUUAACUUUUGUUGGAUUGCAAGUCUUGUAAAAGUAUGGAUGGGAAACAUGAGAAUAUGCAAAUCUACAAUUUUUUAAAGUGAAAAAUCUCUAUCCAUGGCCAGUGUAAAGCUUUUCUGUUUCACCUGGCAAAUACCACAGAUCUACAGAAGAAAGGUGUGUAAGGACUGUUCAAAGAGGUCACGGGAAUCCUUGCAGUGUUAGACAAUGUAAAGGAACCAGUAAUGAAGAAUCACUCUAUCGGUUAAAAAGACGAUUUACAUUUAUCUUUUCCAGAAUAGACAUGUAUCAGUGUAGUUAAUUUAAUACUUAAAUCAAGAACCCAGAAAAAUGCAACUCCCUUUGCCAUAAUAAAAAUGCAUAACCCAACUUUCCUUUGUAUAAAGCAGUAUAAGCAGGUGGUAUCAUCAGGAAAAAGACUCCAUUGUAGGAAAACAUUUAGAUUAAGUCUGACUUUCCUUUACACGAAGUGAGGAGAGAACGACAACAGUGACAGUCUAAUGCAUGAUGACAUUUACUAAGCAGAAUUUUAUUUUUUUAGUUGGUGGAAUGAUAAUUUAUGUAGUUGAUAUUGGUGUGGACUUCUGGGUAGCUAGUAAAUAUUUCUGUCAAGGACAAUAUUGCUGGGGUAUAUUGAUGCUGUGUUUCAGAGGUCUUUCAUCAUUAAUAACUCAGUUAUUCAGUUACGAGUGGUUUAAAAAUGACUGGGAAGGAGCCGGUACUGGGAAGCUGAAAUGGAUUUUUCUAGUUCAUGUCUUUCAGUGUGGAAUUUUUAUAAGGUAUUGGUUUGCUUUGAAGUAUGGCUUCCACGCUGCAUUUAAACAAAACAGCAGUGGAGAUGCAUCAGAAACAGACCCUCCCAACUUGAUUCAUAAACAAGCUGUUGAUAUAGUGACUGAUAUUAACAUGCUCAGGGUGUUCAAGACUUUUCUUGAGACCACACCACAGCUUUUUGUCCAGAUUUAUGUCCUCAUGGAACAUGGCAAAAAUAAUUUCUGGCAAUAUGCUGCCAUUAUUAUGUCUUUUUGUGGUAUCUCCUUUUCUACGGUUGAUUAUCAGAUAUCAUUACGAAAAUCUCUGCCUGAUAAAGAUGAACUUCGUGUGCUUCCCAAGUUAGUGUAUCUCUUCUAUAAACUGCUUACCAUCACUUCGUGGAUACUCACUAUUUCACUGAUCACUCUACUAAGUGUUAGAAGUUUUGUAAUUCUGCUGGUAUUUCUUUGGAUCUGUGGCUUCACCUGGACUUUGAAACACCAUACGACAUUUUGCAAAUCUAAGAAGAUGGAGUAUCUGUAUAGAACUGUUGUUGGAAUAAUUCUAAUUUUUACCUUUUUUAAUGUAAAGGGGAGAAAAACAAAAGUUUGCAUUUUUAUUUAUUAUGCUACACACAGUGUUGUAACUCUAGGUGCUUUGUUUGUAUAUAUGUUCUGGAAACCUUUCAUUAUUGAGGAAAUACAUUUUACAGUUGUAAGCAUCCUUACCAUUCUUAGUCUGGUGUUAGGUAUUAUUUUUCUUGUUGUUUAUUAUAGGUGUUUUCAUCCCACUGCUUACGGCAAACCGCAGGCAUGUUCAGAUGAAGUUGAUGGAGAGGCAGGACAAAAAGAUAGAAUGGAAAUGGGUAGAUUUCAAAAUUUCAUAAUGCAAUGAACAGCAUAGAUUUUUUGUGUGUGUGUAUGUCAAAGCAAAUACUUGCUGGACAGUCCAUUUCUUUGUCAUUGUUUCUUGUGUAUCAUCAUUGAGUAGUACAUAAUGGACCAGAAUUCUUGGCUCUGAAUAACUAUUGUAACUUGUACAAAGCCUUUAUAACAUGAAUAUUUCUCUGUGUGCUGGUCAAAGUUACUUUUGGAAAAGAAGCGAUUUAAUCUAUCCAUCCAACACAAUGCACUGCUUUAGUUUUUAGCAAUGCAAAUAAAACAUAGGAAAAGCUAAAAGUUAAUCAAAUGAAAGCUAGCAUCAAAAACAUAUUCAGUUCACUGUGUUGAUUCUGUUAAAAACAAGGCUUGCUUUUUUUUUCUUGCUGGAAGGAAAGAGGAGUGCAUUUGUAAUAAUUGAGACCAGUGAUCAGUUAUCUGCUUCUCCCCAUUAGUGUAAAAGCCGCAGUUCUUUAGAUAAGCAUAGUUACAAACCAUACCAGCUUCUCCCUAAAUAUCCCCUGAAGAAGAAUAGCUUUGAUUUAUGGCUCAAUGACUGUCUUGCUACAAGGAAAUUUGGGGAGGUAUUUUCAAGUACUUUAUCUUCUAGGUGUUUUAAUAACUCCUUUACUGUUUUUGUUCUGCUAAUCUUUCACACAAUCUUCUGUAUUUAGGGGUGAUGCCAGCUUGUUGUCCUGGAUUAUAAUAGCAGCCUGAGUGACUUAUGGAUGGCAACAGGAGUCUUGCAUAUAAAGGAAGAACUAUCUUCCUUGAAGCUUUCCUCUCCUUUGAGUUCUAAGAUAUAAUAUUUUAAAUGCUGGUUUUCACUGAAAUAGGGGGCUGUGCAAGGUAUGCAGCGGUGCAGCUUCUUUUGUCUGUGUCACUGGAGAAAAGAGAAGCAACUGUUUUGAUGCAUUGCGCUCACAGGGACUGGGUAAUGAUGGAAUAACCAGCUUGUCCAUCAAGAUUUUUUGGUAGAAGGCAGAGUGAAAUAAGACAACAUUUCAGUCAUCUGUUCAAAUGCUAAAUCAACAGCAAAGGAAACAAGGUUGAUAGCCACAGCUUCUUCAGAAAUAAAAUCUAAAGGGAAGUCUUUCGGAGCUGAUGGGUUUUAAAUCUGAAUUAUGAAAACUGGGGCUCUUUCUCUCCCCUCCUUUCCCCUUCCAGUAAUUCACAUUUGCAGUUAGAGUAGCCACAGGCAAAGGGAGGAAACAGGGUUUGAGAAAAGAGACUAGAGAUAAGAAAAACUGAUAAACUUUGCCAGGAACCAAAUCCGUUCGCAUUAUUGAUUGACAGCAAACAUCCCUGAAACUUUGGGGGAAGGGCUGAUGCUUGGUUGACUCUUAGGGUGAUGAAAAGCUGUGUUCUGUGCCUCAUGUUUCAAGUCAAUGGACUGCCUUUUGUUACCCUUCCUGCCUUAGCAGAGCUCAGGGAAGUUUCUAAAUGUGUUUCUUUCCUGUUGUAUUGCCAUAGUUCUCUUUACCAGGCCAACCACUUACACCUCCUUAACCCUAUCCAUGGAAGUUACUUUCUAGAUGCAUAGCUUGCAUUGAACGGCUUGCCUUUCUGAAGAUACACAUAAAAAAGCAGCAUAGUAAGAAGAAUUUACUUCUAAAAUCCUUCAUUUCCACUUAAAGGUAACUAGAAUGUGGGUCCAGAAGUUAAGACAUAAAAAAAAAGGACAAUACGUGAGACCUAAGCAGUAAUUUUCCUAAGAUGAAUAUAAAAACCAGCACCUUUACUUCUCUUUAUUCAGGAAAAGAGAGUUGUCAGCCCUGCCAAGGCUACCUAGGUAAGAGAAAAAGCCCAGGGCUCCAUCCUGCUUCAUGCACCGUCAUUGCCCCAAGUUCUGUCUCCUUUAUCUACAGAGUAUUUGUUACUGGUGAUGGUGCCCUUGGCAGCAAAAUACAUGCUGGGUUUUAGGCUGAAUGUAGUCUUAUUUUGCUGUGAAUAAAUAGGUUCCUAAACAGUGACAGGAUUACAGACUGGUAGGGGAUGGAAGUGACCUCUGGAGAUCAUCUUGUCCAACCCCCCUGCUUGAGCAGGCACACCCAGAGCAGGGGGCACAGAAGCACAUCCAGGCAGGUUUUGAAUGUCUCCAGGGAAGGAGACUCCACAACCUCCCUGGGCAGCCUGUGCCACUGCUCUGUCACCCUCAUCGGAAAGAAGUUUUUCCUCAUGUUUAGGUGGAACUACCUGUUUUCCAACUUGUGCCCAUUGCCUCUUGUCCUGUCAUUGGGCACUAAUGAAAAGAGCCUAGUCCCAUCGUCCUGACACCCACUCUUUAGAUAUUUACAGGUAUUGAUGACGUCCCCCCUCAGUCUUCUCUCCUCUAGGCUAAACAAACCCAAGCCUCUCAGCCUUUCCUUGUAAGGGAGAUGCUCCAGUCCCCUGAUCAUCUUGGUAGCUCUCUGCUGGACUUGCUCAAGCAGUUGAUGACUAUCCCUGUAUUUUUUCACACACUUACUGUUUUUUCAUCUGAAAUCCUGAGGAGGGACUAGGGUAAGGUAGGGUAGAAAAGAGAGAAUAUUAUCUCUGCUUGCAGAAAAUUACAAAAUUUUGUCUAUUACUUGGAAGAAGACCUGCAACUUUGCACAUUAUCUAAGAAGCAGCUCUCUGUGGAAAUAUAAGCUUCUGAGAAGUCCUAGUGUGGGAGUUUCAGCCCUGGGGCCUCCAGGUUCUCUGCCUGCUACCACAUGCCAGAAAUCUAGAGCCUGAGUUGCUCUGGAAGAAGGUUAGUUUCUGGUGAAACAAAAAUUUGUCUUGGUGAUUUAUUUUUUUACCUUUCAGUGAACUGACAAAUUCCAAGUAAAAGUAAAUAUUGCCAUCUCUCCGGCCAAAUCCUAACAUUCAUUUUCUUUCAUGGGAGAACAGCUGAAUGUUGUGCUGAUUUCUGUUGUUCUCCUUAUGUCUCCCCAUUUCAUCAUCUGUGCCACUAAGAAUGCUAUCCUGAAGUUGAGUCAGUAAGAAAGGCAUCUACGUGGCUAUUUAUACCAUGCUAAUACCACACCAAACCCAAUUAAUAAUAGUAGAAACGUAAGUAAGUUUUACUAUUUUAUGCUUGUAAAUCCUAGUGGGUAUAAAUUUAGACAUAUCCUAAAACUGGGAAAUGAUCCUUUGGGAAAUCAUGCAGAUUCUUUUCAUAAAGCUUUAACAGAUCUUCAGUAUCCUGCCACAGAUACUGUAAGAGUCUCCAUUUUGCUGUCAUCAGUCAGAGGGCCUCAGGAGAUGGGAAUUCCUGUUAGCUUGUCCCGGGUAGACUUUUAUUUAUUUAUUUUCAAUUUUAACAUCCUUCCUUUCUUCAUGACCUUUAAUUUGAAUUUUUCACUUGAUUCCCUUCAUUUUCAUAGUUAUUAAAACAGCCUAUCAUUCAUUUGGUCAUUCUAGUUCAGAAUCACUGGAGCAGGGAGGAAAAGGAAGUUUGUGAAUUGAUCCUAGACACAUUUCUUAUCAUCAGUGACCACUUCAGACAAAACAAGCAAAGCCCCACUUCACCUAGGUGUAAAGUUCAAACAAUAGACCUCAUACAUAUCCUUUCUGUUCCCCAGCUACUCUUAAAAUUCAGCUGCCACUCAGUUCAUGCAUAGUGCCUGACCUUGUCAUUUUAAUCUAACUGCAAAUUGAAAACAACUGUUUUUUUCUUUUUUGUUAAGUAUGUCCAUUACAUCUUACGAGAAGUAUUUUAAUAAGUUAAAUAAAAAUAAUAAACAAUUUCUUCCUG
This is a messenger RNA of Phalacrocorax carbo (great cormorant), 6403 nucleotides long. Lineage: Eukaryota; Metazoa; Chordata; Aves; Suliformes; Phalacrocoracidae. The record is from RefSeq and is a predicted model, not a curated record.